Molecule: messenger RNA, 1439 nt
Organism: Drosophila montana
Lineage: Eukaryota; Metazoa; Arthropoda; Insecta; Diptera; Drosophilidae
Gene: mia
Product: meiosis I arrest
Exons: 3
Coding region: 93-1418 (441 amino acids)
Biological process (GO): RNA polymerase II preinitiation complex assembly; transcription initiation at RNA polymerase II promoter
Cellular component (GO): SLIK (SAGA-like) complex; SAGA complex; transcription factor TFIID complex
Molecular function (GO): transcription coactivator activity; RNA polymerase II general transcription initiation factor activity
Source: RefSeq, a predicted model, not a curated record
UUGACGCACGUACUAAUUUCUCAAGACAAACAAUUAAAUUUAGGCCACUUUUAUUAAGAAUUUGUUUAAAUUACUUACUAUCAAGUUUUAAAAUGAAGUACUAUUAUGGAUAUAUUCUGGAUUCUAUCAACGAAGACUGGAAACGUAUAUAUACUGCAACGCUUUCUAGAACAUCCUUGCAGAAUAUAUCCAAGGUGUACAUAGGAGAAACGUUGACUGGGCACAUGAUCCACACUGUGGCACAGAGUGUGCGCGAGGACAUUAGCAAAAUAGUUGUUGAGGCCGUGAAGUAUGCGCGACGGACGCGUUCCUCAAAAGUGAAAAUGGAGCACUUGUUAUUUGCAUUGGAGGAGCAUAAUAUUAAUUUGGACCUUCUACACCUGAAUUACACCUGGCCGGAAUCCGAAGAUAAAGAGGACACCGUGUCGACGUCUCGAGUAAUAAAACGAAAAUAUCAACUGCCUCUGGACACAGCUUCAAUAAGAGGACGCUCAUUGACGCCAGAGGCGAGAGCCCUUACGGCUCCAACAAGUGCUCCUAAGCACUGGCUAAAGCGGGAGCAAGUGUUGCUGAUGGGAAACAAAAAGUUUCCCUUAUCGAAGGAACAGCAAGAGUUCUUUGUACUGAUCACAGAAACUUGCAUGGGCAUCUCCGAGCCAACACGUCGAGACGCACUACAGCGACUAAGUUUCGACUCGUCGCUGCAACCAAUGCUGCCCAAGCUAAGUCUGUUCAUCGGCGAGGCUGUCAAAGUAAACGUGGUGCAACAGAACUUCGCCCUGCUGUUAUAUUUAAUGCGAAUGGUGCACAGUUUGCUCGUCAAUUCCAAUGUAAAGCUUCAGAACUAUCUACAUCUUUUCAUACCAGCGGUGCUCUCAUGUACCGUGUCACGGCAGGUUUGUGCCUUUCCGGCAGUUCAAAAUCAUUGGGCGCUGCGGGAAUACGCAGCCAACAUUAUGGCCGAGCUUGUGAAGACUUUCGACAGCGACGACAAUAGUAUUAUGCCAAGAGUUAUUAAUAUUUAUAAGGCUGGUCUUCAAAGUUCAUCCUUAACAACGAUUUACGGCUCUCUCAUUGGGCUGAGCAAGAUGGGAAAGUAUGCGGUACGUGGCUGCGUCAUACCACAAAUCCGUGCUAUAUCCGCCAUAAUUGAAAUGCAUCUCACCAAGGAAGAAUCCGAUAAUGAUCUCAAUAAACAAGCGGCGAUUUACAUACGGCAUAGACUUUUGAAGAUGUCUGCUCCAAUUCUUAAAAACAUGCAUGAACCGCCUGAUAUUCUUGAGCAAUAUUCGCGAAAAUAUGGAUUUCUAGGUUGUUCAUUAUAUGAUGCCGUUGUAUUGGAACGUAUUAUGGAUGAUGUGGUUGAAGAGGUCGAUGAGGAAAAGUUAUCAGCCGAAAUUGCCGCAAUGGAUUCCUAGUUCAUAAAGCUGUGCAAAAUA